UCUGCGUCAGACAGCUCCAUUCAUGAAAAGUGUGACGUGGGCAGGUCUUCAGCGACCCGGUGACGCUGCCGGCCACCCACUCACGGGCCAGGUGCUGCGGGAGUCAGAGGAAUGUCUGUCAUUCUCCAUCCUCUGUCUCCCUCUCUCCGUGUCUAUCUUGUUGUUUUUGUCCAGUCCUGACCGUCAGCUCAGUAUUUCUCCCCCCGGCUUUUUAUUUCUACCCCCCCUUCCCUCCAUCCCUGCCUUGGAGCUGAGAGAGGACCAUGAAUCUGAGCUCUGUCUGCUGUGAUUUUCAGCAUUCAGACAAACCAGUGUGUUAGGACACACCCAACUCAUCAUCACUGGCUAGCCCAUGCACGACACCAUGGGUAGCUCCCCCGAGGUGCUCUCGUGGACUUCCUGCCCCAGUCUGCUGGUGGGCAAGCUGAAGGAGGAGCUCAAACUCACUGUAGUUGGGGAUGCGAUGAAGAAAUCAAACUCGCCCAACUCCCAACCUCAGCCUCCUCAGGCCCCUCCGUCCAAUUUACCUCCUCAGAUUAUCACAGAUUUGGCCCCACCGACACACCUGGCCGUUCCUCUGCAGACACUACAGACACCCGGCCAGGACGACGACUCAAUGCUGGGGGGUAUAAGUCCCCCGAACACAGCCUUGAGCGUGGACUCGACACGGAGCGAGGGCGGACACUUUGACAACAGUGUGCUGCAGCUGCAGGAGCAGGACCAUGAGGAAGCUGGAUCGCCAGCCUCCUGUGAGCACGGUGGUUGUGGCAGUGGGAUGGAGGAGCAGAUGGGAGAAGGGCACUGUCCCGUGGACCACAGUGGAGAGGGGAGACAGGGUCACCCACAUCACCCUGAUGACAUCAAGCUGCACUUCCACAGAGCGGGGCCUGGUUCAGGUGGUUUCUUAGAGGGGCUGUUUGGCUGCCUUCGGCCUGUCUGGAACAUCAUAGGGAAGACAUACUCCACAGAAUACAAGCUACAGCAGCAAGAUAUGUGGGAGGUUCCAUUUGAAGAGAUUUCAGAGUUGCAGUGGCUGGGCAGCGGUGCACAAGGAGCCGUCUUCUUGGGCAAAUUUCGCUCUGAAGAGGUGGCCAUCAAGAAGGUGCGCGAGCAGAAGGAGACAGACAUUAAACACCUGCGAAAACUGAAGCAUCCAAAUAUCAUCAGCUUCAAGGGUGUAUGCACUCAGGCCCCCUGUUAUUGCAUCAUCAUGGAGUACUGUGCCCAGGGCCAGCUGUACGAGGUGUUGAGGGCGGGGAGGAAAGUAACCCCCAGGAUGCUGGUGGACUGGGCCUCAGGCAUCGCCAGCGGCAUGAACUACCUACACUUGCACAAGAUCAUCCACAGAGAUCUCAAGUCUCCCAAUGUUUUGGUCACCCACAAUGACACUGUGAAAAUCUCUGACUUUGGGACGUCCAAAGAGCUCAGUGACAAAAGUACAAAGAUGUCGUUUGCGGGCACGGUGGCCUGGAUGGCGCCAGAAGUGAUAAGAAAUGAGCCUGUGUCUGAAAAAGUAGACAUAUGGUCAUUUGGAGUCGUCCUAUGGGAGCUGCUGACUGGAGAGAUUCCCUACAAAGACGUGGACUCCUCAGCUAUAAUUUGGGGUGUUGGCAGCAAUAGCCUUCACCUUCCUGUCCCCUCCACCUGCCCAGAUGGCUUCAAAAUCCUCAUGAAACAGACAUGGCAAGGCAAGCCCAGGAAUCGACCCUCGUUUCGUCAGAUCCUCCUACACCUCGAUAUUGCCUCUGCUGAUGUCCUAGGAGCUCCUCAGGAGACCUACUUCAAGUCUCAGUCAGAAUGGAGGGAGGAAGUGAAGAAACAUUUUGAGAAGAUCAAAAGCGAAGGCACCUGUAUCCACAGGCUGGACGAAGAGCUGAUCCGACGCAGGCGGGAUGAACUCAGGCACGCUCUGGACAUUCGGGAGCACUACGAGAGGAAACUGGAGAGAGCAAACAACCUCUACAUGGAGCUCAGUGCCAUCAUGCUGCAGCUGGAGGUCCGAGAAAAGGAACUAAUGAACCAUCCCUGUAGGAGAGAGCAGGCAGUGGAGAAGAAAUAUCCCGGCACCUACAAGCGCCACCUGGUCAGACCCAUCGUCAGGUCCAAUGCUGUAGAGAAGCUCAUCAAGAAGAAAGGAAGCAUGUCCCACAAACCUGGGAUGCCCCCGACUAAAAGGCCAGACUUGCUUCGUUCAGACGGCAUCCCCAGUGUCGACCCUCUCCCCUCACCUUCACCCCUAUCAGCCAGCCCGAAGGUCUCCACGCCUCCUGGCAAAGCCCGGUACAGAAGCAAGCCUCGCCACCGUCGCGCCAACAGCAAAGGAAGCCACAGUGAGUUCCCCGGGCUGCUGAAGCCUGUUGCUGGGCCACUAGAAGACACCCAGUCUCUUCAGGAGCAGCAGUUCCACCAUCACCACCACCACCACCCACCGACUGAAGGGCCCUUCCUUCCCUUAAAGGGCCGCGAGGAGGCCGUCGUCAACUGUGCCAACAACCUGCGCUACUUCGGCCCCGCCGCUGCCCUUCGCAGCCCUCAGACGGACCACCUACAGCGCCGUGUGUCUGGCUCCAGCCCUGACCUCAUAUCCACUGCUGUGGAUGCAGACACGCGACAGCGGACUUCAUCCACCAGCUCCAAUCCCGUCCCGGGUGCUGGUGCUGGUUCUUUGUGUCCCUGCUGCCAAGCUCACCCCUUCCCUGGCUGCCUACACUGUCAGGAGACGCCUCCUGUAUCCAACCACCCGGAGUUGCCCCACUACUCGCUGCUCAACACCCAGGAAGGCGCUCCAUCUUCUUUAGUUGUUCCAGGCAAAGGUCCAGCCUCAGACGGAGAAGCCACAAAGGAGGCUGAGCCACAAGAACAAGAGGCAUGCCAACACACUUACGCCCUGCCCUCUGCACUGCCCCGCACUCUCAGACCUCUCAGGAAGGGUGGCGAUGAGUCAUCUGAAGAGGAAGAGGGGGAGGUUGAUAGUGAAGUGGAGUUUCCAAGGAGACAGAGACCUCAUCGCUGCAUGAGCAGCUUCCAGUCCUACUCUACCUUCAGCUCAGAGAACCUGUCGGUGUCUGACGGAGAGGAGGGAAACACCAGCGACCACUCUCACAGCGGGCCCCUGGAGAGGAUGAGCACCAGUCAGGAGGAGCACCUGGAUGAGCUGCUGUCGCACACACCGGACAUCCCCAUCGACAUCUCCACCCAGUCGGACGGCCUCUCUGACAAGGAGUGCGCCGUCCGCAGGGUGAAGACCCAGAUCUCACUGGGGAAACUGUGCUCAGACGAACACAGCUACGAGAAUCCGCUACAGUUUGGGGACUCCGACUGUGAUUCAUCAGAAGCGGAGUGCUCCGACGCCACCAUUAGAAACAACAAAGCUGGAGCUCCUUCCUCGUGGUGAAACCACCCCCCCCCGGGGCUCGGUUUUGUUUUUGCCUGGAGGCCAUCGUGUCCCACUCUGCCCUGCAGAGAAAUACAGCAAUAAGAGGACAACCUUGUAAACAAAGCUCCCUAUAGCAAACGCCCCAUGCAAUCUCUCCCAGAACCCCCCGUCCACCCUCGACCCCUUCCCUAUAGAAAAUCCACUCUUCUUCAUCUCUAGCACAGCAUCCAGGCAAACCCAUGGCAGGGAUUCCCUUUUGAAUGAUAAUGUACAGUAGAUAGUGUAACAUUCAUAAUUUAUUUUUGUCUGAGUUUUGAAGGAAAAUUCAGGACCUCUGUAUGUUCUCUGAUCCGAACAGAGGAGAAAACAAAAAGAAAAAAAAAAGACAUUUUGAAACUGAGUAUAGGCUACCUGUGUGUUGGGGAGAGACUGAGUUUGAAUGAAGAUGAUGAUGAUGAGAAGGAGAUGGAUGUAUCAGAGGCUGACAAGUAGGAGUGUGGAGUUACAUCACUGCUAUUGCUGGUCUCUCAGGUGACUGACGCAGAUUUGAUUUGGCUCUCAGCAUCUUACCGUUUUAGACCAACCCCAUCCCCCAACCAACGAGAACUCCCUCUCCUUAAAGUAAGAUCAGUUUUCUUUAUCAUGAGUUUACAGUUAUCCCACGCCUCCCCCACUUUUAUCCCGCCCUCCCCCCCACCAUGGUGAGUGGGGAACAGGGAGCUCAUGAAAAAAAAACAACAACGUGUGAACACCAGCAUGAACAACCUGCCUCGCAACCAGAUUCCCUCCGUCCCUAGAAAAAAACUACCGUAAUAUGUGUCGAGUCAUCAGGAUCCCUACUGAACUGUCCAAGCAUGCCUGCGCAGCUCGCAAGAGCUGCCAGAAGACUGCAUGAAGUGGACGAGCUAGCUGUGCAACGGAGGUGAAGACUCGGCUGACAGCUAAGGAAAAGAUUUAAAAAAAAAAGGGGGACUCUUCCUCUGUUACCCGGCUCAUCCUUCUCCAAGACACGCCAACGUCACUGUCAUCGUCAAUCAGAUGUCAUGACCAGAGUUGUUGAGGGAGUUAUCUGUGUGUGUGUGUGUGUGUGUGUGUGUGUGUGUGUGUGUGUGUGUGCGUGUGUGUGUGUGUGUGUGUGUGUGUGUGUGUGUAUGGAGAACACAAAGCCCUUUCCUCUCCAUUAGACAUUACAGUUUCAAGUCUCAUCUCAGGAUUGUUCGUGGACAGUGAUAAACUGGACUGGACCAAUAGUUGUAUGUAGGAGUCUUCAUUGGAGUGGCACAUAUUAUGGACCAUGCAGGAAUAUAUAUAAAAAAAAAAAAGAUAGCCUUGAUGUUCAACCCGUUAUUGCUGUCAUGAACACUAAUGUUAUGUCAACGAUGUAGAGAGUGUUUUAGUUGCAAUCCAGGUGCAGUAUCCUCUUUUUUUCCUCUUUUUUUUUUAAAUCAUGAGGUGCAGCAUCUCCCAUGUACCAUUUUCUAGCAGGGUAAUUUAUACUGUCUGAUAAGCAAUGUCCAAAAAAAAAAAAAAAAAAAAAAAAGCUUCCUGUUUUACUGUGCUGUAGUGAAUAAAACAGCAAUAAUGUAGGUUGGCACUCAGGUGAGAAUGAAGUUGCUUGCUCAGGAUCCGGGGCGUCUAGCUGGCUAGACACGAUACAGUGACUGGUGGCUAGAGGAGGGCAGCAAGUGUCAAACAGAUUAUUAUAGAUAGUAUAUUUUUAAAUUGUCCCUUUUUUCUGGUGAACCUUUCCAGAUAUUGAUGCUCAGGUUUUAUGUUGCCGAUUGACAGCAGGAGCAAUAUAUCAACAGCCACUAGAUGGCGACAGUCACAAUGACUUACUUUUCCUUGUGCUACGUAAACGUCCUGGUUCCAUUCCCUUUUUUAGGUUAUUUAUCUAUCUGUUUCCCGUGACCAUAAAAAUCCAAGAAUCCCAGCAGUAUUAUUUUAUUUUGUCACGUUGUCUUUGACAAGGGAUACUGCAUCUGUGAGGGCUUUUAUUUUUACACAAAUAAAGAGUGUUUUUGUCCAUCACCUUAAUGACUUUGCGAUUGAAAAUUAGCUGAAAUAAACGAUAAUGAUGUCAAGAUGUCAGCUCAAGUGUAUGCAGGCGGCUGAGUUUCUAAGUUAGGAAUAUAAGCCAGAGACCACAGGCCACAGAGCAACAAACCUGCUCUUGGUUUCCAACAGCCUCAUCUCAGUGUUAGUUACUCCUGUAUAUAAACAUCUGUAAAUGUAAUGUAACUCAUUUUAUUAUUAUUUUUUUGUCCUCUCUCUUUAACGUAUUGCACAGCUCUGACAGAGCAUCGAGCUUCUGUCACUGUGCAGCAGAAAAACCUGUAUUACAUCAGUAUUGAACACUGCAGGUGGGUGUGAGUCAUGAGCGGCACAGGGUGAAUCUAAAACUGUACUGAUGGAUAAAUUCCCUUUCGCUUGAAAGGCUUACACCUGGUUCUGAAAGCAGCUGCUGCCUUUCCUUGAGCCUCCUUCAACCUUCUUCACUCUGUUUACGUACGUGUGAAAUAACCUAGUUUAUUGUAAUGGCUGGGUAAUCCGAUCAAGCUGUUAAUAACAUUGUCUUUCUGGCAUAUAUCCUGUGAAGUAUGAUUGUUGUAAAGUUUUAAUUUAAUUUUGAUUCUUUUAUUCUUUUUUUUCUUUGUAGCUGGCCUACAUGAUUAUUGAAUUAAUUUAUUAUGAAUGACUGGUAAGGUGUUCUUUUUAAUUUCAGGCAGCUUUAGAAAUGUCAUGACCUAUGAUUUCUCCUGAAAAGUAUUAUUUAAAGGAAGCACAAUGGAUUGGUGUAUCGGGAAGAGGACAGUAUUGUGUAUGGUAGAACAAAGGCAUUGUCAUAUCACAGGAAUCUGAUGUCAUUUUUAUCUUUAUUGUGACCCUGCAAGGGACCAUUCAUCGUUUAGAUCAUCUUUGUGAAUAAAGUAUUGAUUUAGCAGACUUAACAUCAGUAAUUAGCAACACAAAGUGUUCCUAAAGCUUUUUUUAUCUUCACAAAGGCUAUAAGGAAUCACUUCUAGUAAAACCAAAAGCCAGUCAGUGGACUGUCACAGCAGGGUAAAAUGAGACAUUAAGCCUGAAGGCAUGUGUGAUGCCGAUUUCUGUACUUCUGCAGAUAUCCCUUCCUCUCAUUUUUAAUCAAAAUACCAGUUACUCACAUUUGAAUUUCUGUGAAAUUGUCUCUAACUGUGGACAUCAUGUUGCCUCAUCCCAUGUAUCAAACAUCUGUUUCUUUGUUACUCUCAUUUCCAACUCCCUUUCCUGUUGAACGGCAUAACGAUCAACCAAUCCUGUCAGUUUCCUGUAUUAUCCAGUGUACAGUGCAAUGGGUAUCUGGGAGAAUAAAAUCAGAGCAAACAACUGCAUGGAAUAAAUGCUGAUGUACUGUACCCAA
Larimichthys crocea (large yellow croaker) is the source of this 6776-nucleotide messenger RNA. RefSeq names its product mitogen-activated protein kinase kinase kinase 13 (gene map3k13). The coding region runs from base 353 to 3394 and encodes 1013 amino acids. The record is from RefSeq and is a predicted model, not a curated record. Gene Ontology annotation, biological process: JNK cascade; protein autophosphorylation. The transcript has 14 exons. Gene Ontology annotation, cellular component: cytoplasm. Gene Ontology annotation, molecular function: ATP binding; MAP kinase kinase kinase activity. NCBI's taxonomy places the organism in Eukaryota, Metazoa, Chordata, Actinopteri, Sciaenidae.